AUGAUAGCAAUGUUGCUUCUGCUCAUUAUUUGGCUGCGGAAUCCUGAAAAUGACAGCAAAGCACAAAGUGUUGCAUGUACCAUAACUGAUCCAUUCCAACUUGCACACAAGUAUUAUCAGGCAGGGGACCUAAUCAUUGGAGCAAUUGCUACUCAAUAUGGUUACAUGGUUGAUGAAAUAUCCUUCAGUGAACACCCCAAAACAACAUUUAUCAAUGAACUUCUUACAUACCCAAAAAACUACCAGCAUGUCCUCUCCUUAAUAUUUGCUUUAAAGGAGCUCAAUGAGAACCCCAAGUUCCUACCAAAUAUCAGCCUGGGAUUCUACAUCUAUGAUAGUUACACAAAUGCACGGAUGAUUCAUCAGAACACCCUGAAAUUGCUUUCCAGUUCAGAAAAAAUUGUUCCCAAUUUUAAAUGUGACAAGCAAAAUAAUUUGGUAGCUGUCAUCGGGGGACUUGACUCAGAAAUCUCUCUCCAAAUGGCAACUCUCUUAAGCAUUUACAGGAUUCCACAGAUUGCCUAUUGUGUAUUAGCUCCACUGGUGGGAGUUAAAAACCAUCUCCCUUAUUUCUAUCGAAUGGUCCCCAAUGAACAACAUCAGUACAGAGGGAUUGUCCAGCUACUUCAACAUUUCCAAUGGACGUGGGUUGGGAUAAUCACGUUGGAUGAUGACAAUGGAGAAAUAUUUCUGAAAACCUUGGUACCAAAGCUUUCUGAACGUGGAAUCUGUACUGCCCACAUUGCAAAAUUACCAUGUGCAUCUCAGAUUAUAGAAGCAGUCCAAUCAUUUCAGAACUUAGAAUCUGAAGAACCGAUUCUGGCCACUGCCAUUUCACUAAUGAAUGCCAAAGUCAAAAUAUUUCUUAUCAAUGCAGAACCUCUGACCACAGCCGCUGUGAAAUGGUUUUUGUAUAUAUACACAGUAUUAGAAGAUGUUCCACUGACUUCUAUAGGUAAAUUGUGGAUCAUGACGGCCCAAUGGGAAUUCUCCUCUGAUAACAUGCAAAGCUCUUUUGAUGUACAAGUCUUCCAUGGUGCAUUGUCUUUUGCAAUUCACUUCACGGAAGUGCUGGGCUUUCCAACAUUCCUGGAGAGCAUAGAUCCUAACUCUUCAAAUGGAGAUGGAUUUCUCAGGAUCUUCUGGGAACAGGCAUUCCGCUGCUUAUUUUCUGAUAGUGAUGUGGUCACUGAGGGCCAAGAGCUUUGCAGUGGCCAAGAGAAGCUGGAGAGCCUGCCUGGGGUUCUUUUUGAAAUGGGCAUGACUGGCCAAAGCUACAGCAUCUACAAUGCAGUCCAUGCCAUAGCCCAUGCUUUACAUGAGGUGAUUUCAUCCAGGCCCAAACUCAGAUCAAUCAUGGGCAAUGGCAGACUGGAUCUUCCGAGUCUCCAACCUUGGCAGGACGACUUCCAUUCUAGCUGGAUACAGACAAUUGAGGCUAAAAUGGCUACACUGGGCCUCUCCACCCUGACCCUGCUCAGCAUGGGCUAUGAUCAGCUUCUCUCUUCCUUGAAGAGCAUCUCAUUUAACAAUAGCGCUGGAGACACAGUGUCCUUUGAUGAGAAGGGUGAAUUAGUAGCUGGAUUUGAUAUUAUCAACUGGGUUACUUUCCCAAACCAAAGUCUCUUAAGAGUGAAAGUAGGAAGGAUGGAUCCACAGGCUUUACCAGGCAGAGAAUUCAUCAUUAAUGAGGAGGACAUCACAUGGCAUAGCACAUUUAAUGAGCUGGUACCCAUUGCUGUGUGUAGUGACCAAUGCCUUCCAGGUUAUCGCACAGAGAAGAUGGAGAGGGAGCCAUUUUGUUGCCACUACUGUGUUCCAUGUCCAAAUGGGAGGAUUUCAGACCGGAAUGACAUGGAUGACUGUUUCAAAUGCCCAGAAGAUCAAUAUCCAAACAGAAACAAAGACCAAUGCCUUCCCAAGAUGUCAAACUUCCUCUCUUUUGCUGAACCCUUGGGGAUCAUUUUGAUUUUCUUAGCUCUUUCUUUUUCUCUGAUCACAGCUUUGGUGCUAGGAGUUUUCAUCAAGAACCAGAACACACCCAUUGUCAAAGCCAACAACCGGGGCCUCACUUACUGCCUCCUCAUCUCCCUAUUGCUCUGCUUCCUUUGCUCCCUGCUCUUCAUUGGCCGGCCUCAGGCAGUGACCUGCUAUUUGCGACAAACAGCUUUUGGCAUCAUCUUCUCAGUGGCUGUUUCUUGCAUACUGGCAAAAACCAUCACUGUCAUUCUGGCUUUCAUGGCUACUAGACCAGGAACCAGGAUGAGGAAAUGGGUGGGGAAAAGGCUGGCCAGCUCCAUUGUCCUUUCCUGCUCCCUAGUUCAAGCCAGCAUUUGUGCCAUGUGGCUAUCAACUGCUCCUCCAUUCCCAGAUCUUGACAUGCACUCUCUCCCUGAAGAAAUCAUUGUGGAAUGCAAUGAAGGCUCAGUCAGGAUGUUCUAUUGUGUCCUGGGAUACCUUGGAUUUCUGGCUAUUGUCAGCUUCACUGUGGCUUUCUAUGGCAGGAAGUUGCCAGAUAGCUUCAAUGAAGCCAAGUUCAUCACCUUCAGCAUGUUGAUCUUUUGCAGUGUUUGGUUGUCCUUUAUUCCAUCUUACCUGAGCACAAAAGGCAAAUAUAUGGUGGCAGUUGAGAUCUUCUCCAUCUUGGCAUCUAGUUCUGGAUUACUGAGUAGUAUAUUCUUCCCCAAAUGCUACAUAAUUAUCAGGAGGCCUCAGUUGAACACCAAGAACCAGCUAAUAAGGAAAAAUUAA
Molecule: messenger RNA, 2751 nt
Organism: Hemicordylus capensis (graceful crag lizard)
Lineage: Eukaryota; Metazoa; Chordata; Lepidosauria; Squamata; Cordylidae
Product: vomeronasal type-2 receptor 26-like
Exons: 7
Coding region: 1-2751 (916 amino acids)
Biological process (GO): G protein-coupled receptor signaling pathway
Cellular component (GO): membrane
Molecular function (GO): G protein-coupled receptor activity
Source: RefSeq, a predicted model, not a curated record